Molecule: messenger RNA, 2387 nt
Organism: Bufo gargarizans (Asiatic toad)
Lineage: Eukaryota; Metazoa; Chordata; Amphibia; Anura; Bufonidae
Product: proto-oncogene Mas-like
Exons: 2
Coding region: 1-954 (317 amino acids)
Biological process (GO): G protein-coupled receptor signaling pathway
Cellular component (GO): membrane
Molecular function (GO): G protein-coupled receptor activity
Source: RefSeq, a predicted model, not a curated record
AUGACUGAAUCGGGAAACCUUUCAUCAAAUGGUACUCAUCUGUCAAACAGAGUUGAUACUGUGGUGUACUCCAUUGUGGCUUGUUUCGCAGUUAUACUCUGUCUGCUUGGAAUGAUGGGAAAUGCUAUUGUUGCCUGGAUUCUUACCUUUAACAUAAAAAGGACCAAAUACACCGUGUAUAUCCUUAACCUUGCCAUUGCCGACUUUAUCUACCUUCUGUUUGUUGCCGUUGUCGUGCUCUUGAUGGUUGAUACAAUGCUAAACCGCAACACUCCAACAACUACAACAAUAUUUGCAUUGGAGGUCAUGUAUGACUUUGGAUAUGAUGCUGGUAUGCUCUUCCUUACAGCUAUAAGUGUAGAAAGAUGCCUGUCUGUUCUCUUUCCGAUAUGGUACAAGUGUUACCGGCCAAAGCACUUAUCAUCCUUCAGUUGUGGUCUUAUCUGGUUGCUGGGUGCUCUCUUAUCACUUUUGGAUAACUUUAUCUGCCCUUCACAGUCCUUUAUGGCAGCGACAACAGAGUGUACUGGAAUCCAGAUAUUCUCAACCAUUGUCACAUUUGUCUUCAUCAUACCAUUGAUGCUCACAUCCAGUUUUAUUUUAAUCUACAUCAUAAAAACAACAUCAAAGAAAUCCCGACCACCCAAGAUCUAUCUUGCCAUAAUAAUCACAGUUUUGGUUUUUCUCAUUUCCGUAGCACCUAUCAGAUUGUUAUGGUCUUUACUCUAUUUCAAGUCGUUCACAAACACAUUGUCCGCUUUGGCAUUCUUUUUUGCCACCACAUAUUGCACUGCAUUUAACAGCAGUGCAAACCCUUUUAUUUACUUCUUUGUGGGCAGACACAGGAAGAAGAGGUUUGGUGGUUCCAUUAAUGAAGCUCUAAGUCGGGUGUUUAAAGAUGAUGAAACUGAGCAGACAACUGAUGUCAGCACAAUUAACACAAGCAUGAACUAGAUGUCUACCGGUGGUUAUACACACACAGUGGUGUUGGAAGAAACAGUCCAAAAGUUAUCCCUAUUAGGAGAAGAAGUCUGCCGUUGUUUAUACACACAGGGUGAUAUCAGAAGAAGCAAUGACUUGCUUUGAACAUGUGGUCCAAAAAGUAUUCCUUUUUGGGAGUAACAAAAUUUUUGGUGGACCAGUUCCUGCCACUGGUCCAAUCUUCUGAUCCAGAUGUCUAUGAGGCCAGGGCUUAGGGUAUGUGCCGGAGAAAGGGCACAAACCAGGUACAUCUGAACUUGGUUGUUCAGGCAACUCAUACAGUAUCUGUGCGAUAAAUUUAAUUUUUGCAAUAAAAUUUCCAACACUUUUUUUUUUAAAUGAUAUGACACAGAAGAACACAUCAGGUACAAUAGUCUAUGAUUAAUGGAAUUUUUGUAAUAAAAAUCUUAAAAGGUUUUUUCUUUUUAAAUAAAAUAAGCAAUUGGAGUCCACAACAAUACACAGUGAUUCUGGAAAUAUAUGUCCAGUCAGGUUUGGCAUACUUCUUUUCAAAAGUUGUUCACCAAAAGAUAAGUGAUAAAUACAUAAUCAGUGAGGGUCAAACCACUGGGACCCUGCUCCAUUCAUUUUUAUGGAAAUAAUGGAGACAGCCAAGCAUUGUACUUUCUAGCCCCAGAGAAGUGAACAGAACAGUGGUCAGAACAAGUGAACAGAACAUGCGAACCACCACUCCAUUCACACAGGGGACUAUGGUCUCCCCAUUCUCAUGAUGCACUUCAUUCAUAUAGGAUAGUGAUAAAUCAUAAUGAUGUUUAUGAAAAUUUUGUUGUAUUGCUGGAGACGUUUUAAUAUAUAAAUAUAUAUAUAGCUGUGAAUGUACUUUUUAGCACACAAAUGUAUACAUUAAAGUUUGUUUCCUACCAUAUAUUUCCUACUAUAUUAUAGUGAUAAUGAAUAAAAAUCCUUAAAGACCAACACUUUGACUUUUCAAAUACACAGCACGUUAUGUGUAGACAGGAAGCCAGUUUCUCUAUAUUUUAACAUGGAAGAUUCAAUGUCAUUCUCAUAGGAAGGAAUAGAGAAGUAACUGUCGGUCACAUGACACAGCUAAGUCUCAGAAGGGAGGUUAUAACUCACAAAUAAAGUCACUGGUGAGAAGAUUACCUUACUCUACAGUUUAUACUAUGUACCUUUCUAACAGAUCACAGAAUAGCAUUUUUUGUGGGAGUUCUUCUUUAAACACUGUCUCUGGAUAUACAUCUGAGAAGUGUUCACAAGACUGUUUGUACAUGUCUGUACCUAUGAUCACUGUAUCCUAGUGAAAUUACACUGUUUAUUUUCUUUGCCUUAUUUAUAACUUAUCUUUUUGGAAAACUGUCAAACAAUGUGUAUCAACACUUGUGUAAAUUCAUCUAUUAUGCACCUUAAUAAACUUUAUAUCUAGA